Messenger RNA from Oncorhynchus gorbuscha (pink salmon), 1373 nucleotides. RefSeq lists its product as uncharacterized. Lineage: Eukaryota; Metazoa; Chordata; Actinopteri; Salmoniformes; Salmonidae. Bases 1 to 768 code for a protein of 255 amino acids. The record is from RefSeq and is a predicted model, not a curated record. The transcript is spliced from 6 exons.
AUGGCUGCUCUUGCAGUUAAAGAAAGUUGUGCAGAUUCUGUCCCUACUCCCACCAUUGUGUUAGACUCUGGGUACAUCAAUGUACCUAUGUCUGUCGUAGUACGCUAUUCCAUUGGAAUACCCUGGAUUUUUGUGGAAAAUACAGGAACUCACUUAAGUCUUCGGUGUGAGGCCAAGCAUGCUGGUACCUCAUGCUACUAUUACUUGAACAACACCGAGUCCCCCUUUAAAAGUCAGCCCUACAAAGACAACGUCUGUGUUGGGAAAGUAUCGGGAAAGGAUCUGCUUAGGAAGAGGAGCAGUGCUGGAGAGAUCUUCAUCACCUGUGCUGUGGAGCUGGUGGUAGAGGGUGGAGAUACUGUGACAUCACAGCAUAGUGAACCGUUCAAGAUUGCCAUAGAUGACUCUCCUGGGCCCACCACUUCCUUAUCAACAUUCAGUACCAACAAAACCAGUGUAACUAAUGGAGAAGAGUCCUCCUCAGAGUUCCCUCUCUACAUCAGUCUGAGUGUUGGGGCCUUUAGCCUUAUUCUGCUGGUUGUAUCUGUCCUGUGUUUUCUCCGGUACAAGCGAGGUACAUGCAUUCAAAUACUGAUACUUCAAGGCUUAAUUUGUUCCAAUGUCCAUUUUGAGUUAUUUGUGUAUUAUACAUGUGAAAUAUUUAUUUUUGAAGGUGAUCAACAAGACUGGUCUGCCAAUAGAUCGCAAUGGAACCAGAACAAAGAAGUUAUCUGUAAGUAUGAAAGGAAACCUACCACAACAUAUUAAUUUCUCAGAAAAGUGGUUAUAUUCAGUGCUCUACAUUUCACCUUUCUCUUAUUUGAAACAGAAUGCAAAUUAAUUCCACAAGGCGGUCUGAAUGUGGGGGAUGUGACCAUGCUGCGUUGUACUAGUUUAAGUGUAAGUGGUAACAGUUCACCUGUUGAUGAACUUCCUCCACAUCCGUUCUCUGCUUCCUGAUUUACAUAUCUGCCACUCUCUGCUCUUCAUGUAGUCUGACACCCUCUGUUACUCUCAGAUGAAUGGUGUAAUAUCUUACUGGGCAAGAAAUAGAUAUGCAUAGGUUUUAAGACAUGAUCUAUUUGAAGUUUCACAUUGUUUGUAUAUAAGGGUAAAUACCUGUGUUCUUUUAUUGCCUUGUCUUUUUUUAACGCUUUUGUUAUUUUAUUACUCUUUUUGAUCAACUUUGUAUAUUGAUAGUUUUGCUACUCUACAUUUAUUCUGCACUUUUGAGGAAGAGCUGAAAGUAAGCAUUUCACUGUGCCAUUCCACCUUCUGUACUCUGUGCAUGUGACAAAUAAACAUUUAUUUAACGUGUAGAUUGUGUAGAUUAGUUUUAACAUACUGGCAUACAAUUUUCCUUUUCUGUACAG